UAUGACACUAUUUGAGUAACAAUCCCAAGGAGAUUGUGUGAUUCUGGACUAAACUAAAGUACGCCGCAAUUCCACCAGUCAGUCUGUUGCCUGCCUGUCAUCCCCUGGGUCAGAGAUGACUACCUCCAUGCCCCUGUUUCUCUCAGGCAUUAUGCUCCUCAGCAUCUCCUCCUAUGUGGUCCACCAGAGACUCCUGGCUCAGAUAGGGAUCGCUCAUCAACACGAACCCAGGAACCUCACCAUCCUGCUGUGGCACUGGCCUUUCGGCCGUCCCUACAGCCUGGAGGGAGAUGUGUGCAGCGACGAGUACGGUAUCCCAGGCUGCCUCCUCAGUGACAACACCUCCCUGUUCCCCCAGGCAGACGUGGUGGUCUUUCACCACCAUGAGCUGAGGACCGGCCGCUCCUCCCUGCCUCUCCACCUCCCCCGGCCAGUCUCCCAGCGCUGGCUCUGGCUGUCCCUUGAGCCGCCGAUGCACAACGGCAACCUGACCCAGUACAAUGGACUGUUCAACUGGACCAUGAGCUACCGAGGCGACGCUGACAUAUCCAUGCCCUAUGGGAAGACAGUUCCGGUUCCACAUAACAGUAACAGUAACAGUAACAGCUAUGUGAUCCCCAAGAAGGGGGCUUGUCUGGCCAGCUGGGUGGUCAGCAACUACAGGCCUGACCAUGCCAGGAGUCAAGUCUACCAGAGCCUGAGGAAGUACAUUCCCAUAGAGGUGUAUGGACGCUGGUCAAAGAGGCCACUGACAGACCAAAGUCUGAUACCCAUCAUUGGCCACUGUAACUUCUACCUGGCUUUUGAAAACUCAGUGGCUUUGGACUACAUAACUGAGAAGUUGUGGAGGAAUGCCUACCAAGCAGGGGCAGUACCUGUGGUUCUGGGGCCCUCUCGGGCUAACUAUGAGGCCCUGGUGCCCCCAGGCUCGUUCAUCCAUGUCAGUGACUUCAACAGCUCAGAGGGGCUGGCUGUCUUCCUACAGCAGCUGGCCACAGACAGAGGGCGCUAUGAGGCUUACUUCAAGUGGCGUCAGACACAUGGAAUCAAGAUGUACACAGACUGGAGAGAGAGGCUCUGUAAUAUCUGUAUUAACUAUCAAAGACUGCCAGCUAACAAGGUGUACUACAAUCUGGAGGCAUGGGCCAGUAGAUAACAUCAUAGAUGCUUUUGCUACUGUAGGUUAUUUUGUACUAUAACUUUUUAUUUUAAACAUGCAAAACGAAAGUCAGCAGUGAACUUGAAAGACAUUCAGUUCUGCAUUGUUUUGGUGGUGUGCCACUUUCACAUCAGCCUGAUGACAUAACAACAUUGGCUUUUGGUCCCUAAUGCAGAAACACCACAGACAAAUCACAACAUCUGUUACAAAAGGGAAGUAAUUCCUCUAACACCCAGCUUGCUGUCACAAUUAAUUUUUAGUUCAUAUAUUAGAUGCUUUGAUUUAUUAUUACUAGUAGUAUGUAUUUUUUUCCAGUAUCUAAUCAGGUUGACAAAAUGUGUGUGGGCAAGUGGGAGGGAUUGGGAAGGCUCAGGGGAAAGACAAGGCUUUUGGGGAUUCGGAGCAGCUUGAAUGCUUAAAUCUUCAAUAAAAAAGGGGGAAAUUGAAAUAAGGAAAUGACGCAACCUUGUAGGCUAGCUAGCUCAUGAUGCAAUUGUAAUGGCACAAGACAAUGUCUUUCCCAGCAGUAAUAUUGAGGGCAAGCUUUCAAUGAUUUUUCCCUCUCUCAGUAUUUGGCUGCUUAUAAUACGCUACAGUAUAGUUCAUACCCUUUAUUUAGGCAUAAUGACUAAUGCAAGUAAGUUGCCAACCUUAGAAUGACUUACUCGAUGUAAACCCUUGGCAUAGGCAGUUGAUGAAUGUCCUCCAUCACACUCGGUUCAGGGGUUUUCCAGAUCACACCAAUUGAGGCCAUUCUCCGUCAUUUCUGCCUGGAUGUCUCUCCUCCAAGUGCUUCUGGGUCAACCCCUGUUUCUUUUCCCCUGGAAAAGCAUAGUAAACCAUAAACCAAAUCCCUGUACCAAUACUUAAUUCAAGCAAUCCCUCAGAUUACUGUGCAUUAAAGGUUCCGCAUGUCACUCAACUCAAACUACUGUAACUCCUCCGUAACCUUAUAACAAAUAGUGAUGCAUGUUAUUUAAUUUCUAGUUUCAAUGAUUACACACACACACCAAGGUUGCAUCUCAAAAUGGCACCCUAUUCCCCUACAUAGUGCCAUGUAUAGGGAAUAGGGUGCCAUUUGGGACACAACAUUAGUUUCUGGUACAGAUACUGAGGAGAUGUUGCUUUAUAAUCUCUAUAUCUAGGGAUUCAGGGAACAAUAAAUGACCACUAUACACUAACUGCUCUGGCCACCAGAUUGCCUAAA
Messenger RNA from Coregonus clupeaformis (lake whitefish), 2366 nucleotides. RefSeq names its product alpha-(1,3)-fucosyltransferase 7-like. Gene Ontology annotation, molecular function: alpha-(1->3)-fucosyltransferase activity. Lineage: Eukaryota; Metazoa; Chordata; Actinopteri; Salmoniformes; Salmonidae. The coding region runs from base 116 to 1156 and encodes 346 amino acids. Gene Ontology annotation, cellular component: membrane. The transcript has a single exon. The record is from RefSeq and is a predicted model, not a curated record.